CUCUUUUACUGAAUUUAUUUCGCUCAAAGUAACAAAGCAUUUACAAACAUGUUACCCUCGCCUCGUCGAUAUGAGAACAAAUAUGUGAUCGCAGCCAAAGAAUCAUCUCAGCCUCUCGCUCACUGGUCUUUAUUUCUGCACUUGUUUUGCUCUUUGGUUUUACACUGUGAACACUUGAGGGGAGUUUUUGUUCAGCAUACUCAUUGUUAGCACCAAUAUAUCCAUCCAAACAACCUUAAUUAGUAGAAAACUCUGCGACAUAAAGCACUGUUAAAACAUUUCACCCUUUUUUUGCCUGACAAAACAAAAGAUAACAAAGUGUGUAAGUCCAACCCGCUUUGGUAGCUGUUCAGUGGAGUUUGAAAACACGUAAAUGCAUAAAAAUAUAAACUUUAAAAACUUCUUGUAAAAAAAAAAAGAAAGAAAACAGCGAAGGUGAUCCCAUGUGGAGUGUCAGAAAGUUACCAACACAAAUAAAGAAAAGUAGCACUGUACUACAAACUUUACAUGUAAUAUACUUAAAGCACACUAUAAUAAUUUCAAACAGAAACAUUAUAUUGUUCUUAUUAUGGAUAUUACAUAAAUUAACAUAAGAAGGGGGUACAGCUCAACAAAGAAAAUCCCCUCUACUCAUUCUUUGUGUAUAAAAGCUUUGGCAAAUAUCACUUUUUACAUCACUGGCACUGCUGUUACAUGAUAAGAAAUGAACACUGUACGAUUUUGAGGGUUGCUUCUACUACAUUUUCAGACUAGUCGAUGGUGAACAAGAAAACAAAUAAAAAAGAUGUUGUAUUGUACCAUAAAACUUUAUAACACUGUUACAAUAAACCAAUCGAGGACUAUCAUUAUGGUUUCAAAGGGGAAACAAGAUAAAGUAACCAUAAAAUAAUUAUUGUAUCGAAAAUGGACGUGUGCACAUUCAGUCAGUAUCAUCACCCUAGUCAGUCUGCAUCAGACCGACUAGUCAGUUCAACCAUUUAUUUGUAUUUGUCUUGUUCUAGGCCCAAAAUGCAUCAUGUAUCAAAGCUGUAGAUGUAGAUGUAGAUGUAAAUAUGCAGGGAUGACAGAUAGUAUCACAGCGUGGCAUAGUUUGGCAGUGAUUUAAUGGAAAUGUGUCUUCUCAAACAGAGCAAUGCAUAUUCAGGGUUGAACGCUGGGGGUACUAGCUCUGCUGGUGAUAGCCAACUGGAGUUAACCUAUCUACCUGUUGACCUUCGGACUCUGUGACCUGUGUCAGUCAAAUGCGCUUAAUUUUGGGUGUGCCAGCUGACUAAUGGUCCCAGUUGAACAUCCCAACAACGCAUUUCACUUGCCCCUUAAACCGAUCCAAUAUUGAGCCUUCCUAGUACAAUUUCGACCUGAUCUGAACCACGAUUUUAAAGUCAGCAUGGAGAAUGUUUGAUGUUGCUUGAUUCUGACACCUAGAGGAUUAUAAUAUUGACUUUAUAUGAUAAAAAAACACAGAUUCUUUACAUUUUAAUGGAUUUUGACUAUCUUUACUCUGUUCUAUCUGUCGUUGUUUGUUUAAUUUACUCAAAACCAGUUCAUUCUUUUUAAUAGAAACAAAUGGUUCAUCGGUGUACUGACUGCAGCUGAGGCUGUGCCGAAGUUUACAUGACACUCAAGAAAACCAAAUUAUCGUCUUACUCCGAUUAAGACCGGACAACUGAAGUGCAUGUAAACACCUUAGUUUGAGAACUCAGACUGGAGUCGGAGAACUCCGAUUAAGACACCCAGAUAAUGCGAUUGGAAUUCGAUUUUCUCUACCAUGUAACCAGCGUAGUCAGAGUAUGAUCGGAUAAUGCAUGUGCGCCACGCCCCCGUAACCACGUAACAAAAACACCAGAGAAGAGGAGUAGCGUGCAUCUCAUCUGCAGAAAAAGUAGCGUGUACAUCAUGUAUGACAAAAACAAAGCUCUACGAUGCUCCAUCUUUUUGCUCGAAAAUGCCCAGCAGUUUUAGACACUUCUGACGUCUGACACAAACCUGCUGUUGUUGUUGACGGUUGUAUGGGGUCGGAAACAGCGCCGCUAAAAAGAUCCGUAUCGCCUCCUAGUUUUGGGGAGGAGGACACGCUCAAUUUUCUCAGCUGCAUGUAUACGCGGACGAGGAGAGUAAUCCAAUUCAGCGAAAAAAAUGAAUUAUGAGUUCAGUCCGAUUAAGCUGUGCAUGUAAACGCACUGACUGAUACAUGUUCAGUCGUAACUCCAUGGUUAGCAACCACAGAUUUGGAAGUGAGAUGUAAACUUAACACAUUGGGGACCGGGGCUUGUUGUCACAUUGCAAUUAUCUUUGCCACCAGGGGGCGCAACUAAAAAGUGGAAUACUAGUUUUCUUCCUUUAUAUGGUUAGGGGUCGUGUACUAUCUGAGAGGAGAACAUUGUGAGCUGAGAUGAGCGCCAAAUAACCAUUUUGCACAACCUAAAGUAAAAAAAAAUUUAACUUUAUAUCUUUAAAAUAAGCUUCUUCCAGAUUAAAAUCCUCGCAGUGAUACAUGUGGACUUGUUAGAGGAAAGAUUAUGGCAUCCUGUCAGACCUCAGUCAUUGUUCUGUUUAAAGCUAACUUUAAAAUAGAGCUUUAAUUAGCAGACAUGGUCGUUUGGGGCAACAUGUCUCAGUCAUUUGGGGUUAGUUGUCGCAUGUUUAAAAUGGAUUUAAAAUUAACACAGAGAGUCUGUUUAUCAGCAGUUGACAUAUUGAAACUUUAAAAGAGUGGUUUAAAGGGGAAAAGAAAGUGAGAGGACGUGGUCAGGAAUUUCAACAGAAAAACAGUUGCAUAAUAUUUGAUGUUAACGUUCGUUUAAUGACUUUUUCUUGCUCAAUGAUAAACAUUUCCUGUGCCUGAUUUUGACGCUCACUUUCAUGUGAAAAAAAAUGGGAACAACACUAUUUAUGUCCUUGUUUUAGUAGCUGCAAAAUCCCCAUGUGGUGAGACAACUUACCCAAUGGUAGGGCAACAUGUCACAUGUUCACACUCUCUGUUUGAUCGCUUAUAACUCUGCACUGACACAUGAUAUGAAAAUGACAUGAAAACGAAAUAUAUACCUGAGACUUUGGUCUUUCAUCUGGUACACAUUUAGUUUAUAUAUGAUGCAUUGAUACCAAGAAAUAUAUGAGUGUGACAACAAGCUCCGGUCUCCCCUACUGAACUUUGAGGGCAUAUAACAAAACCACUAAGCAGAGAAAAAGGCCUAUUUUGGUGGACUGACUGUAAGGCACAGAUGUUUUUAAUGUAAAAAGCUGUAGACUAAAAAAGAGAUAAACCUGCUGAGUUUGAAUACAGUGAAGUUAACUAUUCCUCAUCUUGCUGUGGAUAUAAAGCCCCAUUAUCCCCUCCUCUCCCUCCCUGUUGUCACCCCCUCCAUCCAUCAUCAGAUGACCGUCUGUUGCCUUCGACACUUCCUGCACGCUCCAUAAAUAACAGACAGGAGGUAAACCAGGCAGCAGAGGCAGGCGAACACGGCGGCCGUCAGGUAGACCUUGUACAGACACAUGUGCUUGUACAGCUCCAGGUUGCAGUACGAGUAGCGAUCCGUCUUGUAGAUCAUGACCCCGAUGGCCGGGAGGUAGAGCACCGCUGCGGCCACAUCAUGCGCCAGAUUCGUGCACAACCAGCGCUCCCCUCCGAGCAGCGGGACCAGGUCCUGCUUCUCCAGGAGGGUGAUGAAGAAGAGGGCGAGGGUGAGGAGCCAGAACAGGACCGCCACGAACAGGACAAAGUGAAUGGAUCCUUCGUACUUGUUGGCGGCGAUGGUGAUCCAAAGUCCGGCUCCGAACACGAUCUGCAGGAUCCGGAUGAUUCCCAGGAAACUCUUGAGGAACUUCAGGAUAUUCUUCCUCACCUGCGGCGUCUGUGGAGCUUGGGGUGUCAUCUCUCUCUCUCUCCUCCUCCGGUCACUCUCGGUCCCUUUUUCCCCCAAACAGGGCGGGUGCUUCGUGCCAGCUGCAAACAGCUGGGGAAAACAGGAGCAAAGCGUGGAAAUAAGCGGAGAGGAAGUCCGGGUUUGGGAGUGAAACGAUGGAGCCAAAAGUUGACAAGUUUAGCUUUAAAGAAAGGAACUCUCUGUUCUUUCCACAGCCCCGGGGUUUUGAAAUGAAAAAGCUUCUUGGAUGUUUCGUCUUUUCCGUUUCCUCUGGUGAAUGUAGCGUCUGUUUUGGGGGGGCUGGGUGAUGGAGAAGAGGGGCGGCCCGUAACUCAAAGCCUCCUCCUCCUCCUCCUCCUCCUCUGGACUGAUUCAUCCACGGCCAUUCAUCCAACUUCCAGAGAAGAGUUUCCCCCGGGGACUGCAACCUUGAUUCUUCUGAAUUUACAGACAGACAAGGACAGAAAUGGAGAUGCCAGGGGUGUGUCCAGACUUUUUGUUGACUGGGGUGGCCGACUUUGGGCACCGACUUCAGUGUGUUUGAUGUUUAAAAAGUCAGUUUAAAGGGAUAUUCCGGCAUAAAAUUAAUUUAGGGUCAAACACACCGAGUUAGACACCCCCUUGAGAGAUUAAUGUUGCCAACCGCUUGCUUCUCUAGUUAUACCAACUUUAGUAACAACUGCACGCUAGCAAUACAGAGAACCAUGCGCUCAACCAAAACGCCACUCUAGACUAAUUUCUUUUGCAAAGGGACUAAACACAACUCACCUAAUCUCUUCCAGCGGCUGUUUGUUUGUAGUGGGACCCCAGGCCAGUCCAUUACAGACUACAGUGGGGUGACACAGCUCAAGGAAGAACAUUUAUGAUCAUUUCUUCAUGGAAACACAAUCAGACUGAGACGCUAAGGCAGAAGAACUACUGUGUCUGCAGAACAAAAUGAUUAAUAUGAUGAUUUUUACUUAAAGGAAAUGAUAAAGAAAUGAUCAUAAAUGUUCUUCCUUGAGCUGCGUCACCCCGCAUCAGUCCGUAAUGGACUGGCCUGAGGUCUCGCUACAAACAAGCGGCCGCUGGAAGAGACUAGGUGAGUUGUGUUUAGUCUCUUUGCUAAAGAAAAUAGUCAAAGUUAAAAAGAUGUUUGGUGUCUAGUACUAUGUCUAGGACCCUAUAUGUCCUGUUGAUGAAGUUAGGUGCUGUUCUGAACAUUAUUUGUGGCUAUAGAGUGGCGUUUUGGUUGAGGUUUGUUUAUGGCUCCUCAGACCGCUGUGUAUUGCUAUCCUGCGGUCGUUACUAAAGUUGGUAGAACUAGAGAAGCAAGCGGUCGGCAACAUUAAUCUCUCGACGGGGUGUCUAACUCGGUUUUACGGUGUGUGUUUGACCCUAAAUUAAUUUUAAGCCGGAAUAUCUCUUCAACCAACCUUUUACAGGAGCUUAAACUUAUCAGCCUUUUUAGUCAGGGUCAGGAUAAAAUGAAAACAUAUGAAAAUCAUGGAUAUUCUUGAAGUUCAAUAAUCCAAUCCAAAAGUUUUACUCAUUUAUAUAUAUAUACAUAUAUUUGUUUUUUUGUUUUUGUUUUUUUGCAAAACUAUUAAAUCUUUAAAUGGAGAAAACAAUUGAGAAACUGAACAAAUAUAACAGAUCUUUAUUUUCCCCUCAAACCUGAAACUGAUAUUAUACUGGGUAGAUUAUUUUUGAUUUAUUGUAUUUUAUGAAGAACUAUAUUGCAUUUUCUCUAUCAGUCUCCUUAUGUAUAGAACAAAGAUAACUCCUUUGUCACCAAAAUAGAAAAAACGAGGGACAAACGUGAGACAGGAGACAAGAAAACUUUUAAAGACAAACUUGUUCAUUCUCAGACUACCUCAGUAUUUCUGUGUUUUUGUUUGAUUUAUCGUCCUCAUUUGGUGGAGACGGUGUAACUGAACGUCCUCCUGUUACUGUGGAGCUCAUUCUGCGUCACUCUGUGUGCGUCCCUCUGUGGCCCCUCCCCUCUCACACAAUCGACAGACGCCUCUCGUGCCUGCCAGGCUCUUUGACGUCAGUAAUGGAUUUCAGCGCGCACAGCCCUACGUGGCCAAGAGGCGGAGCCAAGUACCACCUCCUCUAACACAUGAUUGGUCGAUGUAGAGGUUUAAGAGGCGGAGACUGAGGCGUUCUCUUCGCUCAUUGGUCCUUUUACAGCACUGAUGUGUGAUUGACAGGCGUCUCAAGGACAGAAAUGGAGUGCAGGUGAUCCUGGAUAACAGUUUUCCAGCGUACAUUCAGCCAUUGUUGCUGCUUUCAUUGAAACAUUUCGACACUAAAUGGAAAUGCUGUAAGAGACACAGUAUCCGGAAUAUCUCAUUGAAUCCUCUGGUGAGUAUUUUGUGUUUUUCUUCCUCACAUGACUGUCACGGGAUUCCUGUUUAGCCUAGUCUUAUGAUAGGAAGCAUGGACUCUUCAGUAUGCUAAGUCAAAGGACCAUGAAUUUUCUAGAAAUCGGGAUUUUAUCGUAUUUUAAGUAGAUGUGUUAAAGAGGUAAUCCCUUAUGCAAACAACAGACUGUAAACAAACCGGUGGGAGGGCGAUAAUUGAGCAGCAUGUGACAUUUCGUCAAUGUUAACCUACUUCAAUGCAAGUAAAUAGGUCUGAUUGUGUAAGCGUUUCUGGGUCCUAUAUUGAUUAUAGUAUUGGUGCAAAAAGAUUCACAGUUCUGUCCUUAAAUGACCCUUUUUUAGUGGGUAAUGCACAGUAUAAGUUACAUUGUAACGAAGGAGAGAUGGGCAAAAUAUUAGGAACACCAAACACCCACUUUUACUUCAACACUUGAUUUAAAACAGCAUUUUAACACCGAUCUAAUCGUGUCUACAGAAACUCAACAUGAUCAGACAGGUAAUUAUUGUACUCAAUUAUUGAAGACAUAAAUGUGAAGUGCUGUGUGUUUCACUGAAAAGUUGCUGUUCCUAAUAUUUUGUCCUUUUCAUUGACUGACAAGGAGAUGGGCAAAAUAUUAGGCACACAAACACCCUCUUUUUACUUUUAAUAAUUGAGUUAAAAGAGCAUUUUCACACCUAUCUUACCAUGUGUACAGAAAAUGAAUCUGUAAAAGUGAUACUGACUAAUGGAAGACAUGGAUGUGAAGUGCAGUGUGUAAUACUGAAAUGUUGGUGUUCCUUAUAUUUUGUCCUUUUUAUUGACAAACAAGGAGAUGGGCAAAAUAUUAGGAACACUGUCAAUAUAACGCGCUCCAGGGCACCACCAACACCCACUUUUACUUCAAUAAUUGAUUUAAAAGAGCAUUUUAACACCUAUCUAACUAUGUCUACAGAAAGUGAAUCUAUAGAAGUGUUACAAAAGUGGAAUUUGUGUUAGAGUUGUUGUAUUGGGUUGCCCAGGUGUUUGUUUGUUAUGGCUGGUCUGUGUAUGUUGACCUCUCACCAACCCAAAGAUUAAAGGAUUAAAAAAAAAAAAAGAUGUCACAAGCAGAAAGCACAUGUCACCUGGAACCUUUAAACUGUCAGAUCAGUUAUAAUUUAUUUAAAAACUAUCUUUAGAUUAUAAAAUAAUAGCACAGUGUAGACCCACUUAAAUUUGGAUACCACAGCUGUCGCCAAAAAAAAUGCUCAAAGAUUGUAUAUUCACAGAAAUCCUAUAAUUAGCCUCCAAUAUAUUUAUCUAUGGAUACACAAUACUGGUUUAACAACUCAAUAAGAAGCUAUUUUAUGAUAUUCACAAUUCAGCUUUCAGCACUACUUUAAUAUAAACCUCAAUGGACCAGCCCUAAUAAGAAAAAUGCUGCUGUAAGACUCACUGGAGCACACAAACAGUUCGUCCUUGUUGUUGAAAGUGUAAAUACAGGCAGAGACUAAUGUUUUGAUAUCACAGUCAAUGGUGGACAAAGACAUGACACUGGCACUCUAACUCUGAGAUUUACUGAAUCAGCAAGCUGAAUCAGCUCAUGUUAAGCUAAAACACCCCAGCUCCUUGUCAUAAGAGCUCUAUUUUUCCUGAAGAAGCUCUGGUAUUGCGUGUAGGAUAUGUUUUAUAGUUUCAGUUAUUUCUGCCUUUUCCUCUAGAGACCUAUCAAAUAUAAAAACAUCUUUAAAGUGCCAUCAGCUUCACAAAUCUAAAUGUGUAACAAGAAGAUUUGGACCUCUGGGAAAGAGAGGACUUAUUUAAGGAGGGGAUAAUUUUGAAUUGAGAAACAGAAGGUCUGAUAAAAUGAUCCUAACCCCUCUCAAUCCAUCACAUGUUCUGCUAUUUAAAGCCUCAAACAAAUCCAGUAAGCACACACUAAGAUUAUUUAGCCAACUCUACAGGGUUGUUCCAGAGGAAAUGCUCCUGACACACAUAUAGUUCCUGAUCUUUGUUGCUCACUUAAUACCUGUCUGUUAGUGUCCCACUUCAAACUGUAUCUGAGGGAGGACAGAUGAAGUUGCCAUCUGCAGUUUAAUGGGCUUUAAAGCAGAGACUCGUCACUCACUUCCUAAAGAAGGAUUAAAGAAUCAGAGCAGAGGAGUUGAAGCCGAGCAGCAGUGUGUUAACAGUAGGUGUUGUGACGCAGUUGUAAACCUUUGGUAAACAAGCACAUGUGUUCAGUGAGGUAUUUCUGAUGAAGUAUUUGUGGAUAUGACACAUUCUGGGACUUUACAGGGACUUUAAUAUGUUUAUCAGUCUGCUUCAGCAUCCAAGAGUACAGACAGGGUCUUUGUUUGGAUGGAAAAAGCCGGUAAAUCAGACGUUCAAAGAUGCAAAAUAUUUUCAGUCCUACUCAAAUUCUGAAGGAGUCCUUUUUAAUUUGUUUUGCUUACAACUUUUGACCUUUUAGAAGCCACUCACAAGAAUUUAAGUAUCACACUCGAGGCUAAUUUAUCUUAUCAAAACAUCAGCAGGUCUGCGAUUAUUUGCGGUACACUGUGUACAGUUGUGCUGACAUUCAAUAAAACAUUACCCCCUCUCUUGUAAUUUUGCUUUGCUGCGCAAAAAUGAUUUCCUGCACUCUUCCAUGAGUGCUGAUACAAAAUAACUAUGUGUAUCUCUCAACAUAGAGUCCUCUGAAAGCAUAUCGUGCAAAUGCAUUGCCCUCUGAAACUUGUGGACACAGGCUUUAUUCAAGUUGUGUAGUUACAGUUUUUGUCUCGAUUGAAUAUUCUGAAUAUCUUUAAAAUACAAACAAUCAAUGUUUGUAUGAAGACAUACUCAUCAGAACCUUAUUUUACUAGUUAAACAGACGUGCACAAGACAAAGUAGCAGAAAAGGUGCAGAAAAAAAGAUGAAACAUCUCAUGACGGGUGAUGUUUGAAGCUUUAAAGACUUAAAAUAUAGGCUACUCAUUCAAACAUGUUCACAUCUGUGAUAUAUGUGCAAAUACAAGAAAUUAAUACUUUUUAAUUGCUGAUUUAUUUGCAACAAACUUUAACUCAAGUAUAAAGAUUGCAGUGCAGUAAAUCUGAACAAGAGUAGCUGGAUAUAUCAAUCAAUUAAUCAAUCAAUCAAUCAGUCUUUAUUUGUUUAGCACUUUUCAUACAAAACCUUUACAUAGCAGAGGAAUAAAAGAAACAAAGAAUACCCUGAUGUACCCCAGCCCAACCCCUCAUUCCUACCCCGCAAUCUAAGAACAACAGAAACAGGAUUAAAAUGCAUGAACUUAAAAAGGGCGCGAUUAUAUAGAAACAGGAAAGUGGAAAGUGCACACUGAGGAAAUGCCAUCUUAAAACACUGGAGGUUUAUGUUAAAAUCUAAAAACAAAGUAACGUAAAAUGAAAUUCAAGAAAUAAUAAAUGAAAUGAAAUAAAAACAACAGUAAAAGAUACUAAGAGCACCAAAAUAGCCCAAUAAAAGAUUAUCCUGUCAUUAAAACUAGAGGAGAUAAAUGCUAAAACACUUAAUGUUAAUGAUAUAAAAAUUAGUUAAAAGCAAAUCUAAAAAGGAAUGUUUUGAGUUUGCUUUUAAAAUAUGGAAGUAUAUUUCAUAAUGUAGAGAAUUGUCAGAUUUUUAUUUCUUAGUAAUUGUAUGAAUAUCAGAGAGGCAGAUUGGUGUAGAUUAGGGCUGAACAAUUUAUCAAAUUUUUAUCAGAAUCACAACUUUCAAGGAUUCAAGGAAUCUUUAUUGUCCCUGUGGGGCAAAUCGCUUUACAGCCAGCAGUGCCACAAACAGACAUAAGACAACUAGCACAACAAUAAAUCAACAAAAAAUGAUAAAACAGAGAGACUAAAAACAAUCACUUGUUUAAAAGACCUAUGGCGGCAGGGAUAAGAGAGUUGUUCAGUCUGUUUAUCCUACAUCUAGGCAGGACGUACCUGCGGCCUUUCCAAUGUCAAAGAGUUGUGAUUACCAGCAAUAAUGGGUGAGGAGUGCAAUUGUGUUGAUGAAGCAGAGGGAUAGAGUGAGCAAAACCUUUGAUUUAAUAUCUUUGGAUCUUAAAUUUCGAUACUAAAUCAAAGGUAAAAGGUUAGACACAGAAUACCCAUCUCUCUAAAACAAACUCAAAGCAGGAAAAAGAGUUGUCCCUGAAGUUGAUUGUUGUGAUAAAUAAUCUUGAUGUGUGAUUUUGUUUUCAACAAUACACAUUUUUCACUUUUAUAAUGUCAUAAUGUGUGUAUUUUCUCCCUGGCUUCUCUCCUCAGUGAGUGGCCAGUGUAUGUCACCUUUUCCCGUGUUUCUCCGGAUGGACACCGGGCCCGCCCCCCCUCCUCCGACCUCCAUGGUGGCAGGUCCGUCCUCGCUUUGGCGGCUGGCUGAGAGGAGGAGCAGAAAAGCCGGCUCGGGUAACAUUUUCAGCAGUGUGAAUCUGUGGCAGCUCCAGAGACUGUUCAGAGCAGCGGGGGACCAGGAUGCCGAGCAGAGGGCCCAGCUGGUUUGGGGCCACGGUGACGAGGCAGAACUGGCGCAGGCUUUGAUAGGGCUGAGGGCCAGGAGCCACAGGAGGGGGCUGAGGAAUAACGGCAGAGACGUACUGGGCUCACACUGGCUACGAGCCUUCAAUCACCUCAAGUAGGAAACCUGAAAUGAUUCCACAUUCAUUCCUAACAAUAAACAAUGACUCGUCUUUAUGUGGUUUUUUUAACAAAAUGAUUCAUGUGCAGGAUCGGGGAGAGCUCGCCGAGCAGCCAGGGGAAGGACACCGCGGAGGAGAGCGAAUCUGAGGCAGGCGGCAGCCCGGAGCCUCACAGACACACCUCUGUAGGAACUACAGGAAGAAGUACAGGAGCCAGGGUGGGACUGACUGAGACUCAGGGUCCUGGAGGGACGUCUGAAAGACCAGCGAGAGGCUCAGGACUGAGGAGGGGAGGGGAGAAUAACCCAGAGAGAUACCUCCACAGAAUACUCCACUGACCUCAGGGCCGGUCUGCACAACUCUUCUGAAAAACACUAGAGAUAUACUGAUUAACUUUACAUCUCAACCAACACCUCCACAAUUACAAGUGAUAUUGUAGUUCUGGACUGAAGAGACACAUACUGGUCUCUUAUGGCGUUGAUCAAAUGUAGUUUUCAGGGACACAUAUCUCCAUCUGUGUGACAUUCAAGGCAGCACAAACCUCUGACUGGCUCCUGGUAGAACUCAGAUUUAAAGCGUUUACACAUUUUACAUUUCAUCCUUUUUAUGAACAAAUACAAGCAGCCCAAGAAACAAGCAUCUGUAACCUGAAAUCAGUCGAUCACACAGAGUUUUAGUCUGAAUUAUUAAAAUGUCUGUGUCCAGUUCCACUCUAAAGUUUGGGACUUUUUGUUACAAACAGAAUAAAACCCAUUUUAUUUAGUAGCUUUUAACAUGACAAGUCUUAUAGAGGCGUGAGUGCUGACACUUAUUUUCACGGUUUCCACUCAAAAGCUGCCUUAUGUUCGUUUUUUAUAACUCCUAACAUUUACACCUAACUUGCUUCCUGUUAAGAACAGACAGUGAUGUGAUUUCAGCUGUUUUCACGCCCACUUCGAGGACAACAAAAGCCAUAUAUGAUGUGUUUAAGACAAUGAAUGUGUAUUAGCCUCAUUUGCAUUCAUGCUAUAAGAAAUUUAGUGUUGAACUUCUCCACCCACGAUUGUUAUAUUCAUUAAAAACACUAUUAAUAAAAGUGCAGUAGUGAGGAGGACUGUUAUUAAUACCAGACCGACACGCCACUGCAUGUUUGGAGGUGUCGGCUCAACCUCAAUGAUUCAGAUGAUUCAGGAUUUCUGCCAGGAGCUAAAGCCAGUCACUGGUUUGUUGUUAUUCGAAGCGAAGAGUCACAUGGUCAAACUCUGCCUAGAAAAAACAAAAAUCAAAAGUUACAGCUGCAAGGCCAAACACACACACACACACCUCAGUUUGCAGGGUCAGAAAUCCAAAAUGUUCUCGUGAAAACCUUCAGGGUAACGGUGUGAAAACUCACUGUGCCUGUGAAAGACUGUCACCCCAAGGUUGUCAUGUUGCUGGAGACUUUAUGUACUUUUUUCACAACACUGUUUUGAUGUGUACUUUGACAAUGUCGUAUAUUAAAAGGAGUCUUUGUACUUUGUCAUUUUUCGGGGUUUUUUUGGAGACAAUUUUUCAAUCGAUGAAACACAGUUGCUUCCUUAAGUAUAACACAGAGGCACUAAAAUGGCUCAUGCAAGGAGGAACCUCAUCAGAAACAAAAACUAGAAACCAAAUGGGCUUUUGAGGCGAAUUGAUUACACGCUAAAUGAAAUGAAUCGAAAACCACUGGCAUCUUUGAGUUUCUUUACCCAUGAGUAGAAAAAUAAUAAAUCUUUACACAUGAUAAAUUAUGUCAAUACAGUUAAAAGUUAGCUGGACUUGUGAUGCCUUAAAAUAAGAUGCUUGUCAAGUGAAUGUAGAUUAUUUUAAGUCCAAUAAAUUUAAUGUGAAAUGAUACAAAA
Xyrichtys novacula (pearly razorfish) is the source of this 12692-nucleotide messenger RNA. The record is from the annotation of a GenBank genome assembly. NCBI's taxonomy places the organism in Eukaryota, Metazoa, Chordata, Actinopteri, Labriformes, Labridae.